AUGUUUGCCUCAACAACCAUGAAGAAUGGGGAUUCGAAGAAUGAAGCGACUGGAUUUACAAGACAAGGCUCCCUAAGAAGAGUGAUACCACCCCUUGAAGCAGACAGAGAAAAUUUAUUUGGCAGACAAAACGAAGACCUCAAUAAAAUUUUCAAACUUUACAGACAAGAGUACAUAGUGUUAGCAGAAUACAAAAUGAUCCAGACUGAAGAUAUCCAAGGUGUAUACGUGAUUCCGUCCAGAGAGAAUGCUUUACUUUGGUUUGGCAUUAUUUUUGCCAGAAGUGGCCCUUACAAAGACGGCAUAUUUAGAUUUACAAUAAUUUUAGACGAAGGUUUUCCAGAUUGUGGACACCCUAAAGUAAUAUUUCAAACAAAUAUUCUACACCCUGUGAUAAAUCCUGAAACGAAUGAAGUAAAUUUGUUGGGCGGAUUUCCAGCUUGGAACAAAAAUGAACAACAUCUUUGGCAAGUUUUAAAGUACAUUCAAUGGAUUUUUGCCAAUAUUGAAGCUAGCGUUAGUCACGGUAUUAAUAAGGAAGCAUGUGGUUUGUUAACAAAUAACAAAGAAGCAUUUGCUUCAAAAGCACAUGAACUGGUCGAGUUGAGUAAAAAGCACUUGUACGACACACCACCUACUGAAGACAGGCAUUAUAUUUUAUUUGAACCAUUUAAUCAGGAAUUGCACAAAAAAGAAAACAUGUUUUCUUUUUUAAAGGACAAAGAACAAAGUGGGAAGAGCGGGUAUUCUUGGGUUUUACCUAGAAGCUUUAAGCCUUUAGAACGACCUGUUACCCCACCACAAGAAAAUACUCAAUAA
Molecule: messenger RNA, 819 nt
Organism: Ceutorhynchus assimilis (cabbage seed weevil)
Lineage: Eukaryota; Metazoa; Arthropoda; Insecta; Coleoptera; Curculionidae
Source: the annotation of a GenBank genome assembly